Molecule: messenger RNA, 3831 nt
Organism: Capsaspora owczarzaki ATCC 30864
Lineage: Eukaryota; Filasterea; Ministeriida; Capsasporidae
Exons: 4
Coding region: 1394-3751 (785 amino acids)
Source: RefSeq, a predicted model, not a curated record
GCUCUCAAUCGUACCCAGCACGAACUCCAUCAUGCAUAUCGAACUCACGCGCGCCGUGUACGUCUGGGGACGAGCUGCCGAGCUGAUCAAUCCGACCAAUGUUCCAAAUCGGGCUGCGUUCUUCUCGUUCCUCCUCAACCCGCGCCCUGGCGCGCCCUGUCAAGAGAUCCCCAUGCAUGCGCAGUCAGUCGGUCGACCAAUUGGAGCUGUUUCUGCCAUGAACCCCUUCAAUCGGAUUUACUUUGAAGCCGAUCGAGACAACCUGUCCAAUCCUACCUGCGCCAACCAGCUUCGAGCCUUCUUGAAAGAGUGCCAUCGGCACGGAAUCGCUGUCGAGUUUCUGGACGGACAGCCCAAAUGGCUGAGCUCAGAGCAGUCGAUUCUGGCGCCGUCAGAGCUCGUUGCGGAAGUGCUCGCAUUCAACGCUGCGGCGGCCGAUCCAACAGAAAUGUUUGAUGGUAUUCAUCUCGAUAUUGAGCCGCAUUGUCUCGGCGCGGACGUGUGGCUGGCAACGCCACAGAGUCCACCCGCCGACAUUGACGCCAAGCACGAUCCAGCUUGGCUGCUGCUCACAAGCGCGCGGCAGAAGACGGACUUUGCCAAACUCGGCAUCCGCGACGGAAGGCGGUACAACAACCAUGUCAAGCGCCGGUUGCUCGCCAUUUUGAUUGACGCACGCCGUCAAAUGGCACAGAAGCGCUCGGCCAUGACGCUGAGUGUCGAUCUCGGGCCAGAUUACUACUACAAUGUGGGAGAUUUGUGGCUCGCGCUGAAUGCGAGCCUUCCCGUCAUUGAGAAGCCAUCAGCCGCAUCUGGACAAGGACUGCUGCUCGAUGCAAUCACAAUCAUGAACUACUACGCGUCGACAGACGGGUUUCUGAAUGGUGAUUGCGAGCACAUUGGCGGCCUGCACAACAACUUGCGAUUGCUGCCGACGCCGGGAUGCAACUUGGUUUUCGCGGCGGAGACCAUCCAGCCACCCCGAGCUCCAGAGGAAUGCACGUUCUGGAACAAGGGCUUUGCCGCCUUGGCACAAACCUUGGACGCAGCUGUGGCUGCUGGGUAUGCGGCCGAGCGCUUUGCUGGUGUGGCAGUGCAUCACUACGACUCGUUCGUUCUGCUCAAACCUUGAACGACCUGUGCAGUGUGCAGUGUGCAGUGUGCAGAAUGCUUGUUUUGUUGUGUCGCAGUGUAACUGGCGUUGGCGGUAGUGUUGCUUGUUUGGCUGUUCCGUUCAUGCUGUCCUGUACGUGUUUGGCUGUGGGAGUAGUGCUGAAAUUGGCCAAAUCCAAAUUCGACUCGUUCACUCUUUUCCUUUUAGUUGUUCUCGUUCUGAUUCUUCUUUUGCAGCUCUUUCGUAUCUUCCUUCGUUGAACGCUUUCUUUCUUUCCAAAUGACUCACAUCACAGCUGACGAGCAGACGACGACGACGACGACGACGACUUGCGACGCGGUGGCAGCUGCACCUCCUGCGGCCGUUCGCGAGGCUGACGCUGCUGCCGCUGAUGCUGCUCGUGUCGCCACUGAGACCACCUCUGGCGUUCCCACCACGCUCGACACCAUGGAUACUGCUGCUUCUUAUGUUUCUGAUGUCACCUCCGAAGCUCCCUCCUCGCUCGAGACGGACAGCGAGUUUGGCGAGAGUCUCGCGUCGUCGUCGCUCCUCUACUCUGAGCGCGACGCGUCGUCCGCCUCGUACGCAGUGACGCUGCACCUGGCACGCGCAAGCUUCCGCCCUGGCGAGGCCCUGCGCGUCGGCGUGGAGUUCCAGCGCACCAGCGACGUCCGCGACUGGGCGGCUCAGGACGCGCAGCAGCAGCAGCGAGGCGGUUUUCCGAGCGCGAUGGGCAUUGGCUGCGCGAUGACGCAAGCAUCGCCGACCGCACCCUCCUCGAAGACUGGCCGCGUGGUCCUCUCGUCAUUGCCGGACAACAAGAAGAUUGCCGAAAAGAUCGUCCUGUGCAGCGCAGGCGACGACAUGGGCUACGCCGACUUCCCGGAGAACAGCGUGCCGACCGUGAGCGGCUGGUGCCAACUCGAGUCUUACGGCCUGGCCUCUGCAAGCGUGCCGUGCGCCAAGGAAGUCGUCCUGUUCCUGGAGAAUGGCGAUCCGGAUCAUCUCGAGAGGAUUGACAAGUUCCUGGGCGACUACCGCGGAGUUGGCGCACUCGGCGCGGGUGAGGACGACGAGGACGAGUACGUGCUGCCCGUCACGCUUGAAUUGGACGCCGAGCAGCAAGCAGACUUGGUUGCCCAAGUCAAGUUGGGCGAAAGGCGUGUGAACGAUGUGAUUGAAUGCUCCAAGAAGGUGAUUGAGCAGCUGGCUUCUCGGGCCGCUGCUGCCGAUGCCGCCGCCGCUACCACGCAGCAGGCUGCUGCUCAGGCUGGAGCUGACGAUGUGUCUCAGCAAUCCGUGGAACGUCUCCAGGCCGAGAACCUUGCGCUGAAGCGUGCCAAUCAGGUGCUGGUCCAGCAAGUCAGCCUCGAAAGCGACGCCAUCAAGAAUGCAGUGACGCUCAAGCACGAGAACGAUGUGCUCACCGAGAGGCUUGCUCAGUUUGCAAUUUUGCAACAGGCUCACGACGACAUUCAGCUGCGCAAUCUGUUGCUCCAGCAGGAAGUCCGGCGCUACGAGUUGUCCCAUGAAGACCUCAAGUCGCGCCUUGACGACGCGGACAGGGACGUCCAGGCCAUGAAGGCCAAGGUGGGGACACUGACGCAAGAGUGGCGCGCUGCGAGCGACGAACUGACCCAGUCGGAGCGUGAGACCAAGCACGCCAAGGACGAAUUGACGCAGCUCAAGCUGGACGCAGCCCAGGCCAAGCAGGAGCAGCUCGACAUGCUCGGCCGUCACCAGAUGGAGUUGCAGCAGCUCAAGCAGGAUGUGGCACAGCACAAGCAGGAAGCGGCACAGCACAAGCAGGACAACCUCGACUUACUCAGCCGUCACCAGGUGGCAUUGACCAAGUCGGAGCGCGAGACCAAGCUGUUCAAGGACGAACUGACGCACCACAAGCAGGAUGCAGCACAGGCCAAGCAAGACCGGCUCGUCAUGCUCAGCCGUCACCAGGCGGAGCUGCAACAGCUCAAGCAGGAUACGGCUCUGGCCAAGCAGGAGCAGCUCGACAUGCUCAGCCGUCACCAGGUGGAGCUGCAGCAGGCAGUCUCUCGUCAGCAAGGCGCGGAGGCGCGCGCAGUUGCUGCUCUUGAAGGCGAGGCCGCGCUGCGUGCCACUCUCGAGAAGGAGCGCCACGAACGUGCAUCGCUGCCAUUGGCAAAGGAAGUCGAACUCUCCCAAACGAUUGCGGAGCUGCGGAAGGAUUUGGCGACUCGCGCUAACAGUGCUGCGGCGCUGGAGGCACGAUGCAUGGCCUUGCAGGAAUCGUCCGACAAGAUGGCAGGGUAUGCUCGCCAGUUUGAGCAGGAGGCGACAGCGUCGCGCGCGCUGAUCACGACGCUCGAAGAUGACAUGGGGUCUCGCCACGCCCGUAUUGCCGAGCUCACAGUCCAUCUGGAAGAGUCUGAACGCAAGCAUCUUGUGCGCAUCGAGCAGCUCGAGCAGGCCAACAGCAACCUCGAGGCGGCGCUCGCGCUAGAGCAAGCUCGCAAGUUCAGCAACCCAGACAUUGAAGAUAUCAAGAAUCUUCUUGGUACCACCAGUGCCGAAGCCGCCCAGUACUUGCAACGUUUUAACGGCGAUCUCGUCGCGACGCGCACGGCGAUUGCAAGGGAGAAGUUUGGCCAUUUGUGAGGCGGCAACUGGAGUUUGCAUGUACAUUUGCUGUAUCUACUAGAGAGUGUUAAUACAAAAACAAAACAAUACAGAUCGGA